Gossypium arboreum is the source of this 514-nucleotide messenger RNA. RefSeq lists its product as uncharacterized. Bases 80 to 415 code for a protein of 111 amino acids. Lineage: Eukaryota; Viridiplantae; Streptophyta; Magnoliopsida; Malvales; Malvaceae. The record is from RefSeq and is a predicted model, not a curated record. The transcript has 2 exons.
UAUAAACAUGGUUUUAUGUUCUACUUAUAAGCACAAAAGAAAAGGAUAAUCGUAGGGGAGAAAAAAUAGGGUGGAAGACAUGGAGAGAAACGGCAUGAAGAAACUGAUGCUGACAGUGAUGAUGGUGACGAUGGUGGUCGUAGUGGCAGUAGCCACGGAUUUCCAACAGGAAACAUCCACCAAAAAAUGCGCCAAAAAGUGUCGCAGUCAAUGCAUUGUAGAGCUUUUACCUGGGAGGAUUGCCCUUUGUUUCGUUCUAUGCAUGAUUAAAUGCAAGCUCGUACCGACAGAAGUUGUUUACAAUUGUACCAGUGAUUGUGCCAACUCUUUCCUUCACAAUAACCCUAACGCUGAUCCCAAAGAAGUACGACUCCAUGUUGAUCAGUGCUACGAGAGAUGCCGGAACAAAAUUUAAACUUAGGCAUUCUAUUUCAUGCUUUCUCUAUUCUUUAAUGUAAUUGAUGUUUUUAUUUUUUGUUUCAAUAAAUUUUACAAAUUGAAUUUUAAUAAGAAA